CUCAGAGUGUGUCGGGGAUAUUUUUUUAAUUGCCUGUCUCUCUUCUAUUUUCUCUACAGUGAGCUUGCUGUAGUUGUGCAUUCAUUUAGCUGAUGUUUCCUGCACACUUGCCAUGGCUGCCUGGGAGCAGGCAGGGCAGGGGAGCCAUAGAGGAGACGGGUCGUGCUGGGCUAUACCACCAUCGUGACUGUUCCCAGUUAAGGAAACAGACUCGCAGAGCCGAAUUACACAGCUGGGGGGCCUGGAUCAGAACCAGAGAGCUCGGCUCUGUGGGGCGUGGCGAUUCAGGCUGUCAGUGCCCGGGACCCACUGCACGUCCGGGCAAUUCAGGCUCCUUACCUGCCCUGUCUGCCCUCCUCUCCCCAUUGAGCCCCCUGCCCCAGCCGCCCUGGCCCAGGCUCAUUCCUGCCCCAGAGCCUAUGCCAACUCUGCCUAUACGUUCUUUGGCUAUUUUUACUAUUUUUUUAAUUUAAAAAAGAUUUAAACAUUUGAUCCAACUGGAAUUCAUUGGGUUGGGGGGAGGAGUAAGAAGUAAGACAGAGAUCCGGUUUUAUUUGUUUUUCCCAAAUUACUACUCAAUAGCAAGUCUUAUUUUCUCACUGGUUCUACGCAGGAAAACUACACCUUUGUAAAUGUGUAACUGUCUGCCUUGCUGAACUCUCUCGUUAGCUUAAUAGCUUCUCAGAUGAUAAAGGCAACCAUCUUGUGUGAAUUUGCCGCCUUCCUUUAAUGAUUUACUUAUUCCUCUUUAUUAGGCAUGUCAUUUAUCGCCUCCCCCAUCUCCUGCUGAGGCUAGGGCAGUGAGUCAGCUCCCACCAUGAACUGUGCUCCUGUCGGAUUCUUCUGGCGUGUCUCAGCUUUGGGGAACGUUAUUCAUAAGCUAGCUCGUCACUAGUCACCACUGGUUUGACUCUAUCAUGAAUUACAGUAUUUACCAAUAUGCAGUGACUCUGGCUCUCAAUUGAUACUUUUGGCAUCAAAUUCCACAGUGGGGAAAAUGAGGCACAGAGAGGCAAAGGCACUCACCAGAGGUCUCCCAGCUUCCAGGUGGCAGAGCUGGGCUGGAGCCCAGGCAGCUGGCCCCAGAGUCUCACUCCCAGCCUCUCCUAUAUUUUUGCUCAGACUGGGGGUGAAUCAAAAACAAUAGCAGCACAGGUGGUAAACACAGGUAGUAUGUCCACGUGGUUCACAGAUCAAAACUAUAUAAAACGGUCUACACGGAGGUGUCUCAAACAUUGCAGCAGUUCCUGUGUGUCCUCCAGGGCUGCUCUGUGCAAAUACAAGCAAAGAGAACACAUCCUUCCUCCUCUUCCCCUGUGUCCAAAAGGCAGCACACCGUCUACCCACCUAGAUUUUGUUCACUUAUCAACAGAGUCUCGAGACCUGUCCCUACACCAGAGGGCUUUCCUGCAGCCUCAGUGCUUCUCACAGGUGCGUGGAAUUCCAACAGCUAGACAUCCCUGUCAUCAGCCCGUCCUCUAUUGAUAGGCGUUUGGGUCGUUUCCCAAAUUUUGCUACUACCAACAAGGCCACAAGUAAUGAUAACCUCGUACGUACAUCAUUUUGUGCAGGGCAGGUAACCUUUGGCUUUGGGACCAUCUCACGGUGAGAAAUGGUCCCUUGGAGUGGUUGUCAAUUGACAUUCCCCAAGGUGAAUGAAAGUGAUAAUCUUUUCAUAUGUUUAAGUCUUAUUUGUACUUUUUUCUCUUACUGUUCAUAUCCUUUGCCCACUUCUCUAUUGGGUCUUUCUUUCUUAAUUGAUUUACAUUGCAAAUAUUUUCCCCCCGGGUUGUCAUGUCUUUUGAUCUUGCUGUUGGCAUUUUUUGCAGAAAGAGUUUUGUUUGUUUAUUUGUUUGCUUUCGUGCAUUUUAAUAUUUAUGCAGUUGAAUGUGUCAAACUUUUCUUUUGUGGUCUCUGGACUUAUGAGUCAUGGUUAAGGAAGCCUUCCCCACUGGAAGUUUAGUUAUAAGGAAUUUGUCCGUGUUUUCUGCUAAUAAAAAGCCAACCUGUUCACGGGGAGGGGAAUGAUGAGAGAAUACUCUGGGCCCAGAAGCACCAUCUUCCGUUAGACAGUGAACCCGACGCUGCUCACCUGGUGUUUUCCUCCGUCGACCCCCAUGCAGGCUGAUCUGGGGAGGCAGCAGCCUCCUCCGGCUCAGGGCUGACACCAGCAUGGCUCUCCUCAUGCACCUGCUGGUCUGCACCUUCGGGCUGGGCUCCUGGGUGGCCAUCAACGGGCUCUGGGUAGAGCUGCCCCUACUGGUGAUGGAGCUGCCCGAGGGCUGGUUCCUGCCCUCCUACCUCACGGUGGUCAUCCAGCUGGCCAACGUCGGCCCCCUCCUGGUCACCCUGCUCCAUCGCUUCCGGCCCGGCUGCCUUUCCGACGUGCCUGUCGUUUUCGCCGUGGUGGCUGUGGGCACUGUCACCUGCAUCCUCCUGGCUUUCCUCUGGAACGUCACCUCCAGGGUGCAGGGCAACUACUACAGCAUCGCCUUUGUCAUCCUCACCUUCUUCCUGGCCCUGGUGGACUGCACCUCCUCCGUCACCUUCCUGCCCUUCAUGAGCCGGCUGCCCCCCCGCUACCUCACCACCUUCUUUGUGGGCGAAGGACUCAGCGGCCUCCUGCCUGCCCUGGUGGCUCUCGCCCAGGGCUCGGGUCUCACCACCUGCGUCAACGUCACUGAGACAUCAGACACCACCCUACGCCCGCAGACCACCGGGAACACCAACACCACACAGGGAGCGAGCAUUUUUGUGUCCGCCCUCACGGGGACGGCGCCCUCCGUGGCCCAUCUGCAAACCCGCUACCUCCCCGCCAACUUUUCGCCCCUGGCCUUCUUCCUCCUGCUCUCCUUCAUGAUGGCCUGCUGCCUCCUUGCGUUCUUUCUCCUCCAGCGUCAGCCCAGGCACUGGGAAGCCUCGAGAGAAGACAUCCUCUCCUCUCAGGUCACCCUCCACUCCAUCCGACCGCGGGAGGAGAAGGAGCUGGGGCCCCCGGGCCUGGUGGACAGCGGCAAGGGCCAGGGGCAGCUGGAGGAGAAAACGGCGGCCCGCCCCCCGGCGCACCUGGCCCUCAUCUACGUCCUAGUGGCCUUUGUGAAUGCGCUGACCAACGGCGUUCUGCCCUCCGUGCAAAGCUACUCCUGCCUCUCCUACGGGCCGGUUGCCUACCACCUGUCGGCCACGCUCAGCUCCAUGGCCAACCCUCUCGCCUGCUUUCUCUCCAUGUUCCUGCCUAACAGGUCUCUGCCAUUCCUGGGGGUCCUCGCGAUGCUCGGGACUGGAUUUGGGGCCUACAACAUGGCCAUGGCCGUGAUGAGCCCCUGCCCCCUCUUGCAGGGCCACUGGGGUGGGGAACUCCUCAUCGUGGUCUCCUGGGUGCUGUUCACCGGCUGUCUGAGCUACGUCAAGGUGAUGCUUGGCGUGAUCCUGCGCGACCGUAGCCGCAGCGCCCUCUUGUGGUGCGGGGCGGCGGUGCAGCUGGGCUCGCUGCUGGGAGCCCUGCUCAUGUUCCCGCUGGUCAACGUGCUGAGGCUCUUCUCAUCUGCUGACUUCUGCAGCCUGCAGUGCUCCGCCUAGGCCCUCUGGAGGGGCAUGGUCCACCACAGGGCCCCGCCCCUGCCGCUAAUUACUAGCAGCUGGAAACCGGGACUCAGAGAGGCCAGGCGCGUGCCCAAGGUCACAGGGCACGUGGUAAGGAUCCGGGAGGCAGAGCCUGAGUGCUUGACCAUCAACACAAACUCCCACGGGCCCUGGAAAUGCAACGCACAGCACUGCCCCAACUCUGUGCCCCGGUACCUGCGAUCCCACCAUUUCAGAACUUCCUUCUUCCACUCUUGAGGAAACACUGACUCCAGCAUCCAGCUGGAGGCAGGCUCACGGGUAUUAAGAGGAAACAGCUGGGAGGGUGAACUGGCCCUUACAAGCUGUGUGACCUUGGGGAGGUCACUUGAUUUCUCUGUGCCUCUGUUUCCUCAUGCAUAAAAUGGGAAUUGUAAUACAUAGCACCUACCUCACAGGUUUGGCACACGGCAAGGGGGAGAAGCGCCCUCCUGGGCCAUUUCCUGAUCUGAUGCCCAACAGUUAUCACAAGGGUGACAGUCAACACAGCCCAGAAGUGGCCAGAGGGGUAGAGAGAGGACCCUUGCCACCCCGCAUCCUUUUCCCACUAUCCUCUCAGAGGAGUUUCUGAGGGCAGUAGCGAAUGGUGGAAUCCUGGCUUCCCAAUUCCCAGUAUGGAGGGACACUACCCCACACACCCUUUGCUGUCACUCCUGACCCUUGAAGGCCUGCUCCUUGCAGAGUAAGUGAGCUCCUUGGAAACAGAGAAGGGUGAUGGCGGGAAGGGGC
Molecule: messenger RNA, 4350 nt
Organism: Diceros bicornis minor
Lineage: Eukaryota; Metazoa; Chordata; Mammalia; Perissodactyla; Rhinocerotidae
Gene: SLC52A3
Product: solute carrier family 52 member 3
Exons: 6
Coding region: 2173-3579 (468 amino acids)
Biological process (GO): riboflavin transport
Cellular component (GO): plasma membrane
Molecular function (GO): riboflavin transmembrane transporter activity
Source: RefSeq, a predicted model, not a curated record